AUGCAACAACAAGAGUCUACUGUGGCGGCCACACCAUCGUUACAAACAAAUCGACUUUAUUAUUUUCGUCGAUAUGCAAUACCUGUUAUUAGCAGUUUGACUGGCUUCAUGGCCAUUGCUUGUAUUGGGUCGUUGCUUAUUAUGUAUUUUACUCGUCAUAGAAAUGCUGUUUCACCACUUUUACCUUAUCCUAAUAUUGUCUGUUAUCAGCGUUCAUGUGGGUGUCCUAAUUCUGAGAAUGGAAUAUCUUUUAUUCCUAGAAUAGUUGGUGGCCAACAAGCACCAGCUUAUAUUUAUCCGUGGCUUGUGUCAUUAACUGAUCGUUAUCGGGUAGAUCCAUUUUGUGCUGGAUUUAUUAUAUCUCCUAAUGUUAUUCUGACGGCUGCUCAUUGUUUAAAUAAUCGAAAUCCUGAUCGAAUACAAAUAUUAUCGAAAAUUCAUGAUCUACGAGAUUUCAAAGGUGAUCGACAUGAUAUUGAUCAAUGGAUAAUUCAUUCGGAAUAUCGAAACAAUGAUAGUAUGCAUCUGAAUGAUAUAGCUCUUGUUAAAGUACAACAAGAUUUUGCAACAGAUCUUCAACCUUGUUGUCUACCAAGAAAAAAAUCUAAUGUUUUCCCUCGACCAAAAACACAAGCAGUCAUUAGCGGUUGGGGAGCAGUGUUAACGAAACCAACUAGUCGAAAUUCUCCGGUUCUUCAACACGUUGUCGUACCUAUUGUUGAUCAUAAAAACACGAGAUGUUAUCAUUCCAUCGCUGAUAAAUCUCGACAAAUAUGUGCUGGUUAUGAUACACUUGCUAUUGAUUCAUGUUCAGGUGAUAGUGGAGCUCCAUUACUCGUUGUUCAACACGAUGGUGAUGAACAAUACUUUGUUGCUGCAGGUAUUGUUAGUUAUGGAAAUAAACAAUGCGAUGCAUCGAUUUCAUCGGGUGUUUACACACGUAUUAGUUUUUAUGUCGAUUGGAUUGAAGCGACUCUCAAUUAUUUGUAA
Messenger RNA from Rotaria socialis, 990 nucleotides. Lineage: Eukaryota; Metazoa; Rotifera; Eurotatoria; Philodinida; Philodinidae. The record is from the annotation of a GenBank genome assembly.